AUGGGUAACGACUUGAUCCAGUGGUACUGUAGGCCUGUUGAGGAUGGAUUGUGGAGCAGAGUACAGAAUGCUUUCGGAGCCUACACACCCUGUGCCAUGGAGUCAGUGGUCAUCUGUAUCUCAUACUUGGUGGUGGCCGUCUUGUGCUGCUACCGUAUUUGGCUCAUCAAGAAGGACCUCAACGCCAAAAGAUACUCUCUGAGAUCACACUAUUACAACUACAUGUUGGAGGCUCUUGCUGUCUAUUGUGGUGUAGAGUCUCUGUUCCGACUAAUCGUGGGAAUAUCAAUUGUGGAUAUGGAUGGCCAGUCUACUCUUGCCCCUUUUGAGGUUUGCUGAGUCUUUGAUAUAUGUUAUCUAAUUUUAUAUUUUUAUUCGUUGUCAAAUUUGAAAGUUGACCUGGUUAAUCCUGUGUUAAUGAUUUCUUAUUCCCCUCAGACUUUUGCUUUUUCCCAAUUUUUUCCCGGAUUCAUUGUUGGUAAGCAAAUUCAAGAGUGGACGGUAUUUUUACCCUGCAUAAUCUAUUUUUAUACGUUUUGUUUUUUGCAGAUUGUCUCUUUAACAGUAAAUGUUAUUGCGUGGUGUUCUCUGCUGAUUAUGCUCCUUGUAGAAACGAAAAUCUACAUUUAUGAGUUGCGUUGGUAUGUCCGAUUCGGUGUUAUCUAUGCUCUGGUGGGUGAAUGUGCAAUGUUCAGUCUUCUUUUCUCUGUCAGGGAGUAUUUCAUCAGGUAACUAGUCCUCUUAUGUGCAAUUGGCUCUUUACUUCUAUUCAUCAAUGUCGUGAACUUCAAUAUGAUUUUAGGAAUCCCUUUUCGUUCACUGAAUAACAUGGAUGCUGGAUUUUUAUACGGAAUUAUAUGUUUUAUGUAUCGCAUUGUUUGAGCUGACAGAGGGUAAGUAUGGAUUGACAUUAACGAGUUCCAUUGUUUCCUUAUUUAAAUAUCUUCCUCUUGAGUUUGAGAUACCUAUUUCGCUUUGUAUAAUGAAAUGAGUUCACAAAAUGGUUGAUGAAAUUCAAAAAAUUAUUGCCAUUGAAAACUAAUAAUGGUAAAAUUCAGAAACUAAUAAUGAUUCUCAGAAAAAUAAAGAUUUUUUUGGCCCAAAAAGAUUUCAUUGGUACAUUUAGUUUGGAGGGAGAUAUUAAGCGUGAUUCAAUAACUUGCCCAUUUCUAAAGCUUUAAGGAUAUAGAUUUCUCCAGUUUUUAAUCCGUGCCUCUAUAUUUUAAGUACUACUGCGAUUCGUCUGAGCCAUAUGUUCCUUCAAAUGUUGAAAUCAACAGUAGUAAUUACUAUAUUAUUAUAAAAAUGUUACCUUUCUCAUUUCUGAUGGGGAUUUUAUGGACGAUUUACCCAGAUGAUAUUUGUAGCUCUGAUAUGGCAAUCCAUAUAUAACAUGGACGCAUGUGGGCCCAAUCUUCUUUCUGUUUGGUGAAUAUUUUCAGAUCUUAGGUCGGGCAGCAGGAUAUUAUGAGAAAGAGAGUAAGGUGGAGGAUGUUUAGAAUUUGUGGUAUUUUAAAAUAAAUUAUAGAUAUAGCAUAAUCUCUGAACCUAGAAAUGUCUAUUACUUUUCAAUGUUUUGUCACCAAGGCUGGCAUAUCACAAUGAUUCGUGUGAUGUGGCACGAGUUCCAUUGAACCUGUGCUAAAACAAUAUCAAGUUGGCUUGACUUUAUUUAUGGAAGAUUUGGCCACUUUUGUCUGGUUCAAUCAUGUGGUGGCUAGCUAGUUGAUCCCUACGUGGAUCAUCUUAUGGGAGCUGACACAUCAGGGAAUUUAAAAGCUGUGAUCACAUUUCCUGGGCAAUGUACUAUCCAGUCAAGGAACCAUUAUGUUGAUGGGGGCUUUCCAUUGGGAAGGUUAACAUGGGGUUAUUCACUUCUCAUUUUUGUGCUGCUCCCUCUUUGGAAUGUCUUCAUAGAAUGCUUGCGAAAUCUUUCAGCGACUGUUCGUUUCCCAUUUUCAUGGACUGCCUUUUGGGAUUGGUACCAAAGACAUUGUUAAUAACAAUCCUUUGUUAUGAUGAUAUGAGUUCCCUCACAUAAUCGGAAGUGUAAUUCACAUGGAUCAUGCAGUGAAAAAAAAUAGGGAUCAUGUCACAAUUGUAUAUACCCAUCCCUAUUGCCGUGUUUAUCUACAUCUUGCUCUCUUUGCAUCUAUUGAUGAUUUCUCGUUUUGUUUUCUAAUGUGUCAGGAACAUUUAUUGAAUUUUGUUUCCCUUUUUCUCAGAUCAAUCAUUUAUUUGUAUGCAAGUGAAAUGCUUUGCAAGGUAUGCUUACUAUCUUUUCUUGUUCAUAUAUCUGUUCUGCUUAAGUAGACAUUAAAUAUUUUAAGAGUCUGGUUUUUUUAGUAAUUUUCUGUACUUACAAAAUUCUUAUGCAGCUGUUAUUUGGGUUCCUCUUACUGUUCUAUGUUCCCAAUUUGGAUCCAUAUCCUGGUUACACUCCCAUUGAACGGGAAGUGUCUGCUGACAGUACAGAGUAUGAACCUCUUCCUGGAGAUGAACAGAUUUGCCCUGAGAGGCAUGCUAAUAUAUUCUCGUGUAAGUAUUCAGAUCAUAAAAUAGUAAGUGAAUUUUUUUUGAACAUUUAAAUAGCAUUUCAAAUGGAAAAAAUAUAUAUAAUGCUGAGAUCCCAUCUUCAAGUGGAUUCUUUCAAACUGAAAUGGAGUUUUCUUGAUCUAACUUUCCUCUUUGAUGUUAUGCUAGGGAUAUAUUUCUCAUGGAUGACCCCACUCAUGGAGAAGGGCUAUAGAAGACCUAUCACUGAAAAGGAUGUUUGGAAAUUGGACACAUGGGAUUUAACAGAAACACUGCAUCAAGAGUAGGUGUUCUUAACAUGUUGGUGUUUGCUACUGGAACACUCCAUUAUAUCUUUAUGCCUAAAAACUAAAUGAAUCUAUCCUCAACUUUCAGCUUCGAGAAAUGUUGGAUCAAAGAAUCUAGGAAGCCUAAACCGUGGCUUCUGAGGGCUCUUAAUGCUAGUCUUGGUGGGAGGUAGAGAUCAUAAAAACAAUGUUUUCAUGGGGCUCACAUUCUUUCCAAGAAGAAUUUUCUUCUUCUCUCCCUUGUUAGUGAACUUGUUUUAUCCUUAUCUGCAGGUUUUGGCUUGGAGGUAUUUUUAAGGUAUCAUGUGGAGCAUCUUCAAUUUCAUGCGACACUGCUUCUGUCUGCACUUAAUUAAUCCUGUUAGAUUCAUUUUCCAAGACGUUUGACUGUUGUAACAAAUUUCUUACACGUGAUCUUGGUUUAUUUCACCUUGGUUAAGUGGCCUACUGCUUCAAUCCAUUGUUUGCAUUGAUAUUUUUUAUGAUUUGUUGAUAUAAUAAAGCACUCUUACCGGUUCCUAUGUUAACAACUGAUGCAAGGACUUAUCGGUAUGCUGGAUGGUGAUCAGAGCAGCUUAGAUGAUGACUUUUGCCUAAAUAAUUUGAACAGUCUCUAGAGAGUCUUUUUUAGCAAGUAAUUCACGGCAUCUUUGAUGGGAACAGCAUAGCAGGAAUCGUUAAGGGGUGAAUUUGUAGACCUCUUCCUGCCUUCAUAGUUAUGAUUGAAUAUUAAUCUGGAUACAUCACCAUCUAAAUGACCGUGGAAAUUAUGAUUUGAUGUAUCAAUGUCGACAAGUAACUAGAUAUCUGUGAGACGAACUGCGUUAUUCAUUAUAGAAAUACAAUCACAAUGAAUGGAAGAAAAACUAUAUCCUCUUUGGUGGGAGAGACGAAGAACUUUGAUCUGCACAGGCAUGUUUUAGGCUAUCUAUAAAGUAGGAAGAUCAAUGGAGGGCUAGGGAAUCAUUAUAAAUUCAGGGGACUUUAUCUGAUUUCUUAGAUGCAUGUUUGAGCUUUCUUGCAUUCGACCAAAUUUGGAGAUGGGUUUUGACUUUCUAUGGGAGUGCUCUCACUGAUGAGGUUUAAUCUUGUCAAUCAGUCUAGGAUAACUUUAAAUAGUACAGCUGUUGUCAUGUCCCUCCAAGAGAUUUCUAAAUUUUGAAUAGAUCUCUUUGACUUCAUUUAAAAGUAGAUAGCCCAAUUUUUGUGGGGCUAUUUAGCUGUCCUUCAUUCCUUUUUCUCUGAAUUUCGGGGUAGAUUAUGAUCAAUUUAUGGAGAGAUGUAUAAAGUACGUUCUUAAUCAUUUAGUAAAGGAAAGUGGAGUUUAGGGAUAUUACAAAUGAAAUAAUCAUAAUUAUAAAAAAUCACGUGAUAAUUCUCUAAAAAUUGUUAGAGUUCCUUGAAUGUUUUUCAGAGUUAUCAAUUGAGUGGAAAAUUUCUGAUUACACAACAACAUUAGCAACCAGGAUUAACUCUGUAUCUAUUAAUCAAAGUCAUGGCCUUAGCCAUGGAAAUUGUCUAAUUUCCAAAAUUUCCUGUUGAAUCCAUUUUCCUUGUCCAUUAAUGUGGUAUAAUGUUUUUUAGCUCUUCCUGUUCGUUUCUUUGCAGAUUGGUAACGAUGUUUCACAGUUUGUGGGCCCUGUAAUCUUGAACCUUCUCUUACAAGUAAGCUGUCUCACAUAACUGCAGUUCCCUUCUUGGUUUCUUCUGUGAUAUAUUCUGCACAUUUCUAGUAUCGAUAACCUGUGAUGAACGUUAUACUAAGACCGACCUUAUAUUUCCUGGUCCCGGUGUCUUUCAGAAUGCUGACAGAUUUUGUUGAAGGCUCUCGAUCAUAUUUCAUUUCAUAUCAUUUAGUUGCGGAUGAUUGGACAGCGCUGAGGUUUCAUGGUCUUGAUUAGAACAACAUGAGAUAUAUCCCUUGUCAGACUCUUAUAUUGUGGACAAGCCACGCCCUAUUUAUCUAUCUAUGCUGAAAUUGUUCCGUUGAAAAAAAUAACUAUGAAAAAAUUCUGUGAACUAUCACUUAGGUAUUUGUAUUUUUUUCUGCAGUCUAUGCAAGAAGGGGACCCAUCAUGGAGCGGCUACAUCUAUGCUUUCUUAAUUUUCUUGGGAGUGGUUUGCGCCGGAACCUACUUUUUACUUUUCCUAUAAUUGUCGUGCAAUCUUGUUUAUAGUUGAUAUUUUUAUGUUUUGUCUCCUUUCUCUCUUCUUACAUUUCCCACUUCACUAAAACUAUCCAUGGCUAAUGCAUCGUCAGAAAGAAAAUCCAUUUAUGGUGAACGGCGACCAUUACACUUGCUUCUGUUUUAUAGUUAAACAUUCAUUGGCAAAAUAAUAAAUCAGAAGCAAGGGAAAAUUAUGUGACAAUAGUAAACUGUGCGACUUAACUUUUUUUCGUCUUAGAUGUACGUCUGGGAGUAACUUAGAAAAUGUAUUCCAAUAUGUUUGGGCUUUUGUUUUGAAAUGGUCUUACCUCAACAGAAAUCUCAGUUAUAGUACCCCCUGAUACUAGAAAGCUUGGGCAUAAGGAAAAGGGGAAGACCGAUUAUGUACCACAGGCAACUUUCCAACGGUAGCAGGGGUACAAGAGUGAAUAUAACUGCCACAAAAAUGUUGGGUGGAGGGAAUGUCGACUGAGACUUUCCUAAUUGUCAUUACCAUGGAGAAAUGUUUACUGACGCAGCCUUAACUACCAUCACCAAUUUCUACAGUCAGAGUUACUGGGUGAUGUCUUUGAAUUGUACUGACAUCUUGUACCUUGCUGAAAUUUAAUGAAUAUUCUCAAAAAAAUGUUUUGAGAAUAUUCAUUAAAUUUCUGAAGCCAAUCUGGUGAAUGUGAUGACAUAUAGCUUUGGUUCCUGAUCGCCUAAACCAAUUGAAAUGUUAAACUUUUAUGGGCUGAUUAGAUAAUCGCUUUGUAUUUGUGUUUUACUGGCAUGAAAUUCUUGGUCCAGGCACUUGGAGUUCUAAGUGAGGCACAAUAUUUUCAAAAUGUCAUGCGUGUUGGUUUCCGCCUAAGGUCAACCCUGGUAUGGCUUUUGCUGUUCAAUUAAUUAUGUCCUGUAUUUUUCUUAUCACGACAUUUCUUUGCAUGCAUAUUUUCUAUUACUGGAUCGUGGUCUCAGUGUUCAGAUGUAACCUACGCUUAUUAAAAUGACCUUUUUACAGUUUCCACUUUUUGUGUCUUCUAUCUUGCAAGCGGAUCCAGAAUUUGCAGUCUUGUAUAGGAUUUUGAUUCCCCAUGAUAAUGUUUUCAGAAAAUCAUCAAAAUUUAUAUUUGACAAGUUUUAUUGUUUCAUUUUGCUCUAACUGUAGAUCCAUGGCUACAAUCCUUGACCGAAUGUAUAAGAUCUAUCAUAGCAUAUUUUUGUAUUUUUAUAGGUUGCUGCUGUUUUCCGCAAGUCCCUGAGACUUGCACCCGAAGCUCGAAAAAGAAUUGCAUCGGGGAAGAUUACAAAUUUGAUAACUGCUGAUACAGAACAGCUUCAGGUUUGUUUCUUACAUCAUUAUUUUUGUAUUUGUAAAUACUUUCAACAUUCAACUGCGCACCGUCUCCCUUUUAGCUUGUGCCAAUUUUCAGCUGCUCAUCUAUCCAUGGGCUUGGCUACAGCCGGAAGUUCUUUCUUCAUAUAAGUCGUACAUCUUUUAGCGAUUUAAAAUUUCUGAGCCAGAGCUUGAAAGUGUGUAAUGAAAUGAUGAGCUAAAGUCAAUGCUGUGAAUCAUCUUCUGUAGUCUACGUCCCCCAAUUUUGGUCGUGCAUUUAUUUUUUCUUAGCAAAAUGUCCCUAAUAUGAUACUGUAUGAUUUUUAAUAACAAUUUAGCAAAAACAUUAUCUCAGCACUCCCAUUUUUUUAAAAUUCUUGGAGGAGCGUGCACUGAUGUUAGUCGCAUUGACAUCUUCUCCAUGCAGCAAGUAUGCCAACAACUUCACAGUUUAUGGUCAGCUCCGUUUCGCAUUAUCAUUUCUAUUUUUCUCCUAUACAAGCAGCUUGGUGUUGCUUCACUUGUUGGGGCAUUGAUGUUGGUUCUGUUGUUUCCCAUACAGGUACAUCUUUGAUUGGCUUGUGAUUGAUAUCAUCUCUGACAAAAUCUAGUUUAGUGUUUAUUUUUUCCCAUAUUAUUCAUUCAGGCUUUAUAUUGUGUUCAUCGGAUUUUUUUGUGUAACAAUUAUAGACUUAUGUUUAUUGUUUUAAAUGCUGUUUAUCCUUGAUCUCAAGGAAUGGCUUUAAAUGAACAUAUAUUCUUCAUGUUCUAACUUAUCUUUUUCAAAAUGUGCCGACACUGAAUCUGUAGACUCAUGAUAGUCUUUCGUAAAUAUUCUGACUUUUAUACAAUGGUAGAGAAUGUGAAUGUACCUUUGACGGGUUGAUGCAAAUUGGGUGGAAAUUAUCUUACGCAUAGUGUUCAUAGUACUUUCUUUUGGGAACUAGGAUACCCUAAGUCACGCAAAUUACAAAUACUGAAGAAAGAAAGAAGCUAAAGAAGAAAGAAUGGAGCACACGCAAGUUUUACAGUGGUUCACUCUCAACAUGAGAACUGUCCUGCAGCAUUCCACUAUCAAUCAGAAAAAGGCUGAUUAAGGUCAUGUUACCAAGACAGCAGCCUUAAAAAAUUCACGUUGCUCAAGAUGCUUGUAUGUUGGCCCGUUCCCAUCUAAGUGUGCAGUGAAUUAAGAAAAUGUGAUUCAUCACGAGUUCCUUUCUUUUCUAUUUUAUAAAAGGAGUCUAUGCACAAUUCCAGUUCUUCUGCAAAAAGGCUCUGUUGUUCCUUCCUGACAAUACCAAUGGGAUUUGGCGAAGCACAAUUCACUGCAACGUUUUUGUCUAAUAUCACUCAUUGAUUCAUCAAACAGCCUUAACCUUUGUCUAAUGCCUCCAUGUUAUUUUUGUCAGUUUGCACCACCUCUCCAAAAUAUGCCUGCCUAAAGAAAGAGCAUUGCAAGAAUAAAUGCUCAGUUAUGUACUUUUCUAUGCUAAGUGGAUUUAUAUCUAUCAUCACUCAUGACGAACUUCAGGGGAACCCUUGUGUUGCUUCUUUCUUGUUGGCAACUGCUUCCUUCCAUAGAGGUUAUUUCCAACAAUAAUGAGAUGUUGCCCUGAUCUGUGGGCCUGCCUAUGGAGCUCUCAAGAUCGCGUUCCACUCAUUUCUUUGGCCUGUGACUCAAUCUCUAUAGACUCCCGUUGCUUCAGAUCUUUUUACAACUGCUGGCAUUCUUCGUCUGAUUCUGUGCAUUAGGUUUCCACAAUUUUUAGCUUCAACUACUGCUCCGAUCUGACUUUGAGGAACGAUGCAUGAGCCAUCUUGCUGAUAUACCCUCUAAUUUAGAUCCCAAAUGUCUCCCUUCAUGUGGUGCUGUAAGGUACAUCUGGACAUUGAUGGGGUCCUUCUGGAGCCUAAGGAAAGCACAGAGGCUUGGGUAUUCUCCGCUACCUCUACCCUCAUGAAGAAUCGGCUACCUGAAGUUUCAACCUUCCCAUAGUCUCCUCUCUUAUUGUGAGGCUUGAAGAUCGAGGUGAAAGAUGGAGAAUAUCAUGUCAUUUGGAGAGCUUCAUCAGCCAAACAUCACAGAGAUGUAGGUGCCUAGGGGGCUGUUCUUUCUCUUGGGAAAAGCCAUCGGGCUUUAGCCCUUGCAUUUUUAGGGCCCAGUUUUGUUAAGUACCUUAAAACAUUUGUCAGCACUUUCAGAACUGUUGAAAUAACUACAACUUCAGAUUUAUAAUGGUUAGCAUUGAUCAAGUUAUCAUUCAAGCAAGAGUAAUCGUCUCCUCAAAUUCGCUACCAUCAUCUAAUCAUUUACUUCAAAGAAGCUUGGGUUAUUGACAAAUUGAAGAUGAGUGAGGCAAAUAUGCUUGUAAGUAUUUGGGGUUGUCAUCAUCAGGUAGAACUUAAUGAUUGCAAGUCUCCAAUCAACCCAGUCAAUAAGUUUGAGAAGUAGAUGAGUGUGGGGGGGUUGACUAAGCACGCACAACUAGGCAUUGAUUGAUUAUAUUGAAGAUUUCAUGUCUGAUCUUAUAGGUUGAAUUCUUCAUCUUCGCCUGGUGAUUUUCCUUCUGCAGUUGGAUUGUACUGGAAUGCAAUGAACUUCCAUAAAACAUCCAUUCAGAAGGGCAGGGGGUGUACACGCAUGCUUCUCGUAUGAUUUCAAAAAACUUCCAGAAAAACAUCUCGAUAAUCUUUCUCAUUACAAUAGAAUAGAAGAAUUUUGCCAGUUAUUGGUAAGUAGUUGGAAUAUGUUUUCUUUGGGUGUUAUGCCACCAUCUGCUUUGCUCAAAAGGUGGGGGUUCAGUGUGUAGGAAUUUCACAAAAAGUUUUAGGGGCAUAUGUCAUUUAUAUCCUGGGUCAAUAUUUAAAGGAGGACCUCAUUUUUUUUACUUAUAAUUUUCCUUCAACAAAGUGCACUUAGUGCUACUGUAGAUCCAAGGUAUCCAGACCACUUGAAAACAUUUAAUUGACUUUCGAGGUCCCAAAUUGUCAGUAUAUUUAGUUUCUUUGGAAUAUAUGUUGAGUAGAAGACAAUAUUUCUGCUAAUUUUUUUCUUGCAUUAGACGUUUGUCGUACGGAGGAUGCAGAAACUGACAAAGGAGGGCCUUCAACGAGCUGAUAAGCGAAUAGGGCUUAUGAAUGAAGUAUUAGCAGCUAUGGAUGUGGUCAAGUAUGCUCUCAUCUAUGUGUAUUAGAAUUUAUGCUUUUGCUGUGUGGAUCUUUGUGUCUAAUGAAUGAACUGUUUCUUUUGAAAAAUAAUAGAUGCUACGCUUGGGAGAAGAGUUUCCAAUCUAAAAUUCAAAACAUUCGAAAUGAUGAACUAUUCUGGUACAGGAGGAGUCAAUAUUGGGCAGCGGUAGGUGGAAGUUAAUCAGUUUUGCUUGCCAUUGUUCUCUUUUUCAUCUUGGUGAAUGUAUUACUGGUCUAGUUUUAGUGUAGCUGUGCCAUAUUGUUUGCACAAAGUUUCUUUUUCUCAAUCUAACUAUAGCUGGUGUUUACAGUGUAACAGUUUUGUCCUGAACAGUAUUCCUGUUCUUGUUACUGUGAUUUCUUUUGGAAUGUACACGCUGCUUGGAGGGGAUCUGACACCUGCAAAGGCAUUUACAUGCCUUUCACUGUUUCAAGUGCUACGAUUUCCUCUGUACAUGCUUCCAAAUUUGAUGACCCAGGUGCAGUGCUCAUCUUCAUUUUAAUGGCAUGUCAAAAUACAAAUGGAUGGCAAAAAUGUUUGUUGCCCUGUUCCUUCCUAAUUUGUGAUAAAAUAUGUCAUUUUUUCUUAUAGGUAAGUUUGCAAGGGUUUUUAUGAAAUUCAUCGUUUAUUUUUAUAUCUAUGAUUGUUAUAUGUGAUGAAUCAUGGGAUUGUAUGUAGCUGUGAUCUCGAUUAACCUUAAAAAUAUCUCCGCUCUAAUCGAAAAAUUCUUGACAAAUAUUGUUAUUGUCUCAAUUCUUGUAACAAUUUUAUUUCUGGUUCUCACCGGGGUGAUCAGUGCUUAGUUUAUUUCUCCCCUAAUACCUCGGUAAAAUGUUUAUCGUGGUCUGAGAAGUUUUGUAUAUCGUUUGAGAACUUCUUCAACCAGUGAUCUGAUCAAUCUUAAGUCAUAUCAUUUGAAAAUUAGAAUAACCUUGUAUUGUUUAAUGAAUGUGAAAGUAUAUUUCUUUAAGAGUGUUGUCGAGAUGUACUUAAUAACCUGUAUACCUUACAUGUUGACAUAUAUGUCUUCAUAUACCUUUCAUUUUGUGUUACGUCAGUAUGUCUAGAACCUUCUAAGGAUUUGGUAUAAAUACUGGAUCCCGCUCUCCUUGUAAACAGUUUUUGAUCAAUAAAGUUAGAGUUCUUCCACGAGUGCUGGGCGCAUAUCAGAGCUCCAGACCCUGUGUUAUCUUGACUACAAAGAGGAUAAAUGUUUAAAACAUCAUUAAAACACCCUCAAGAAAAAAUUAAAAAAUCAUCUCUUUACCCUGCCCCUCGAUCCUAUUCAACCAUCAUGGUGGAUGGAGAUAUAGUCUAGCAAGUUUGAAAUGAGGAAAGAAGUUGGUCAUCAGCAGUGGACAUUGCAGUAUUCUUUUGUCCUCUUGUUCUUCCACUUUGUAUUUUUCCUCUCUUUUUUUCUUCUGUGGUUGUAAUCCAACUGAUUAGUUUAAGCUCUUGGAUUUCUCUUAGAGCAAAUGGUGCUACCAUUGAAGUUUAGGAUUUAAGAUUUAGGGUUCGUUGCUAGACUGGUUCUUUAUUGGUUGACCCCAGUUCAUUGUUGAACUAGUUUCUAAUUGUCUUCUGGCCCUGGUACUUGCAUAUAACUAGGCCUGAGCUAGACUUGAAAAAGUGUGAAAAGUCAUUUUUUUCCACCGAAUAUCCACCUAGGGCUCUUUGUUCUCAACAUGGUAUCCGAACCUGGUUUCUAGUCUCUGGCUCCUAGAGAAUUCAGGGUUUGCUUCCUGCCUUCUGUCGGAGCCUUGGGUUUGCUCAGAUUAGGACCUAUUAUUCCAAAGUGCCUUUGUUCAUGCGACCCAGAGGAUCUUAUUGUUCUGGACGCAGGGUGCUCGACCAUAAGGGAGAAGAAUCGACUGAAUGAAAGGAAGUAAUGGGUACUGCUGCAUGAACGCCAGCCUUGAUUUCUGAUAACCCCUUGUGGAUCAUUGACCUUCAUUGUCGAUCAUUUCAGCAUUAAUUGGUAAUAAUCUCCCUUGAUCAUUGACCUUUAUUUUCAAUACUCUCAGCCUUAAAGACCAACAAUGCUUUUGCUGUAAAUAGCAAUCAGUUUUUCUAUAGAUAUCAGAAACUGUAGAUAUUCAUAUAACACAAUUGGAGGAAAGAAGAAGAGGCUUGAUCCUUGAAUCACAAAGCAUGAACAGAUUGAUAAAGAGGGUGAUCUCAAUGAAGAAGAGGUCAAGAGGGUGAGACCUCAUUAAAAAAACUUGAUUCUUGUUUAUUGGCAUAUUCAGGUGAGUUUCCAUUAUCUAUUGGAUUAGAUGCAUUGGGUGCCACCUUUGAUGACUCUUGGAUCAUAGAUUCAAGAGUUACUGACCAUAUGAUACACUCAAGGAGAGUAUGUAAAUGUCUUAUUCACAUACUCUCCUUGCCCAAGUAAUAGGAAAAGUCACAAUGAUGGUUCCUUCACUUAAAUAGCAGGUGUAGGAGAUGUUAAAAUAAACCCUUUACUAACCUUAAAAAUGUUUUUCAUGUCCCUAAACUGUCCAAAAACGUUGUAUCUAUCUGAAAGCUUACUCAAGAUUUACAUUAUAAAGUGGUUUUCCAUCGUAGUCAUUAUGUAUUCCAUGACAUGACAAGAUUUCAAGGAGGAAGAUUGGACAUGCUAGAUAACAAGGACUCUACUAUCUUGAAGUACCAAGCUAGUCAAACAUUACAAAGGGCGAUCUACCAAAUUUUUUAGAGCUUCGUUCAUCCAAUAAGGAGAGAAUUUGGCUUCACCAUCAUUGAGCUUGGCAUUCAUCAUUUAGGGCUUUAGAGUUAUGUUUCCUUCUUUCCUUCUUUGAUUAUUGACAUACAUUGCAAGUAUUCAUCUUCACAAUCGAAGUAAAAGUCUCUAAGCACAAACAUGUGCUUUUUCCAGUUAGUAAUGAAAGAACUUCUAUUCCUUUAUUUCAUAUUCAUAGUGAUAUUUGGGGUCCUUCAACUGUUCUUAAUGUUUUUGGGGCUUAGAUGGUUUUGAAAUUUAUAUUGAUGAGUUUACUUGUGUUGCUUGGAUUUUUGUGCUCAAACAUGAAUCUAAUGUCGAAACUAUUCUCCCAAAGUUUUGUUUUACGAGUAAGAAUCAAUUCAAAGUAAUUGCCAAAAGGUUUAGGUCAAAUAAUGCCAAGGACUAAUUCAAUCAAACCAUAACUUCCUACUUUCAACUAGAAUGGAUAGUUCAUGGGUCAUUAUGUGUCAAUACACCAAGAAAACUAGAGUAGCAAAAAGAAAAAUGAUCAUCUUCUUGAGGUUUCCUAUACUCUUCUUUUCCAAAAUAAUGCACCUAAAUCUUGUUGGGGAGUAGUUCUUAUAGCCCUCGUUAAUCAUUUGCCUUCUAGAGUCUUAGGAUUCAAGAGUCAAAUGAAGAGAUUAUUAUUAUUCUAUCCAAACCUACAAAUUACAAAUAAUCUUGUCCCUAGGAUACUUGGCUGUGUAUCAUUUAUUCAUAUUUAUAGUCAACAUAGAGAGAAAUUAGACCUCAGGGCCGUUAAAAUGCCUUUUUAUGUGCUAUUCUCUAUCCCAUAUAGUAUAUUGCUCUCCAUCAAAAAAAAGAUUCUGUCUAAAUGGAUGUCUCUUUCAAUGGACAAGAGUCUUACUUCAACACACUAUCUUCAAGGGGAGUAUUCAAUCAAUGAAUAUAAGGAUGGGAAUUUCUUUUUGGAUCUGUCGUCACUUUGUGUCUUCUCAUGUUCCUUGGUCUAAGCUUGUAUCCAUGUCCAUGAACCUGCAUUUGAGCUCAUGCCAAAUCAUUACUUUGACGUUCUAGAAAACCUGAAGAAAAUUCAAACUCUGUUCUUGAAAAAUGUGAGAUUUGGUAAAAGGUGAUCCCUUGAAAAUGUGAGGAUCUUCCUAUUGCCCUCAGGAAAGGGACUAACGAAUCCACAGGACGACCUUUAUAUUCUCUUGCACACUUUUUGUCCUAUAAACGCUCUCCACCAUCUCAUAGAAUCUUCAUUGUUAGUUUAAACACUAUUGUCAUCCCUACCACCUUAUCUGAGGUUUUGUCUAAUAAGAAAUAGAACAAGUUUUGAAUGAGGAGAUUGAGGCAUUAGAGAAUAACAAAACUUGGGAGUUAGUAAGGCUAGCUGCAGUAAAGAGUGACCUCUGGGGUGUCGAGCAGAUAAAUCUAUAGAGAGAUGCAAAGCCAGAUUGGUAGCCAAGGGUUACACUCAAACAUAUGAUAUUGAUUGCCUAGAGACUUUUGCUCUGGUUGUGAAGAUGAAUAUUGUCAUAAUCUUGUUAUCAUUAGCAGUUAAUUAUAACUAAGAGCUGCAGCAGUGUGAUGUUAAAAAUGAAUUUUUGCAUGCUGAAUUAGAGAAAAUAAUAUUUAUGGACGGCCCACUAAGUUAUGGAAAUAAUUUGCCUGCUUGUAUGGUGUGAAAUUAAAAAAGCCUUGUAUGAAUUUAAGCACUUACAUUGGGUAUGAUUUGUUAGAUUUAUAAGAGCCAUAGGGUAUAAAGAAAGUCAAGAGGAUCUCACAUUGUUUAUUAAACACUCAUCCUCUUGGUGAGUCACAACAUUGUUGGUAUAUAUUAAUGAAAUAAUUGUGACUGAGAAUGACGAAAAUGGUAGAGAAUAUAUGAGUUAAUGUUUGGCUGAGUUUGAGAUCAAACCAUUUGGGUAGCUGGCAUAUUUUAUUGGGAUUGAAGUAGCUCACUUAAGAUAAGACAUCUUUAUCUCUCAAUAGAAGUACAUUACUGAUCUUCUUAGAGAAGCAAGAUCGCAUGCAAACCAACAAGUACUUCAAUUGAUCCAAAUCUUAAACUUGGCAUGGCAGAAGAGGAUGAGCCAGAUAGAGAAUGUAUCAGCGCCUGGUAGAAAGGCUUAUUUAUGUCUGAUACACAGCCAGAUAUUGUGUAUGCAGUGAGUAUGAUUAGCCAGUGUUACAGUAUCUCCAAGGAAGUCCACCUGCAAGGAGCUCGCCGAGUGUUACAGUAUAUCCAAGGAAGUCCACCUGCAAGCAGCUCACCGAGUGUUACAGUAUCUCCAAGUGACAGCAGGAAAAGAUAUUCUAUUUAGGAAAAAUGGAGGAUUAGUACUUGAGACGCACAUAGAUUCUGAUUAUGAAUAAUCAGUGGUUGACACGAGAUUAACCUCUGGAUAUUACACUUUUUUAGUGGCAAUCACAUGGUGUGGAGAAACAAGAAACAAAAUGUGGUGGCAUGGUUGAGUGCUGAGGAUGAAUUUUAGGCAAUUGCUCAAGGUUCAUGUGAACUAUUUUGGUUGAAGAUCAUCUUAAAAGAAUUGAAGAUUAGUCAGACGACCUAAUAAGACUAUUAUGACAACAAGUCUGCAAUCAACAUAGUUCACAACACACUACUACAUGAUUGAACAAGACAUUGAGAUUGAUGGACAAGUUAUCAAAGAAACGUUUGAGGGCGGAUUGAUUAACACACCUUUUGUGUCUACACGUGACCAACUUUUGGAUGUACUUACUAAGGGUUUUAGUCCAGCGUUUCAGAGUCCUGUAUCCAAGUGGGGAAUAGAGAAUAUCUAUUCACCAGCUUGAGGGAGAGUGUGGGAAAAGACAUUGGUUGGGUUUAGGUUUUAUUGCUGGAGCGGUUCCUAACUGGUUAGGCCCAAUUCAUUGUUGGAUCAGUUCCUAAUUGUCUUGUGGGCCUGGUGUUUGUAUAUAACCAGGCCGGAGCCAGACUUAAAAAUGGGUGAGAAGUCAUUUUCUUCGACCAUAUAUCUGUCUAGGGUUUUUUGUUUCGUCAGAUAUCUGCGGAGAAAUCGUUGGGCCGUGCUGGACCUGUCACCAAGUUCUUGCAACUAGCAUUGUUCAUGUGCUAACUUUCUGACAUCUUCGUUUUGUUGUGAGCAGAUGACCCCUGGUCCUGGGAACUCAGUUUCCAUUCUCCAAUGCCCAGAUUUCCUUACCUUCAAUAUGGUUCCAAAUGUAAAGUUUUUCUCAGGAAUCAAUCAGUUUAGAGGGCUUCAACUGUAGAGACUUGAAUGAGUCUCAGCCAAGUAGAACGGCUUGUAACUCCAUAUGAAACAACUUAGUUUUUUUUUAACUUUCCACGUAUCUAUAGAAUACUGAAUAGGGCGAUUUCGGAGUUCUACACCAGAAACGCAACUUAAUUGGCAGAGCCUCUCCCAAAGUUUGAUUAUGUGCUGAUAGUUCUCUGGUAUUUAUACUAUUUUAAAACGCAAUUUUCGAGGUCCAGUCACAUUUUAAUAAAAUAGAAUGACUGUUAUGUUUUUAUGCUCAAUUUUAACAGUGAACAAGUUCUCUUAACUGUGGCCUGAAAUGCCAUUAACAAUAAAGUGUAUUUAGUUUUGUGUCAAAUGACAUAUACUGCUUAAAUAUCUACAUCACAUUCAGAUACUAUUAUAACAGUCCUGAAAUCAGCUUUGAAUUUUAUAAUCUUACAAAUAACGUGUAAAAACACAGUUUAAGUUUUUAAUGAUUGUUUAACUAGCUAUUUGUUUUAAAUAAUCUAGUCUUCUUCUCUGAAGAUUUGUAGCCAUUUUUUAGUUUUAAAAAAUUACAUUAAUGCGUUUGUUCCUCAAGUUAUGUUCUUUUUUUCUUUUGCCAGGUUGUAAAUGCAAAUGUGUCUUUGAAGAGAUUGGAAGAUCUACUUCUUGCUGAAGAGAGAGCACUCUUACCCAAUCCGCCUCUUGAUCCAAGACUUCCAGCAAUCUCGAUCAAGGAUGGAUACUUUUCUUGGGACUCGAAGGUUAACAUAUCAAGAUCUUUUUAUUUUUAUUAUAUUUUUCAGGUGUUUAAUGUGCUUAGGACAUCAAAUGAUACGAGUUUACUAGAUAAUUGUAUUUAGGAACAUGUUUAUUGCCCCAUUCAAAGAGCGCAUCAGUCUUCAGAAUGAAUUAAUGUUUUCCAUUUGACCAAUCUGAGCAAUUGUUCAUUAAGAAAAGCAUUCCUUGUAGUGUAAUCGUUUUUAGCAGGCAUCUCAUCUGUUUCAUUUUUCUCAAUCAAACUACAAUGGAGAAUUUGAUUGCUUGAUCACUAAUAGUUGUAGAACUCCAUGAUGCUGAGAGCACGUGUUGAUAUUGUUUCUCUGCCUUAAUUUUCUAAAUAAAUACGGGCUGUUUUCCUCUCUUUAUCGCUUACCUUUUGGCACUUCGAAUGAAAUUGAACAAUUUUUGUGUGCUUCCUCUCUCUUGCUCAUUACAAGGCUGCAUCAGUUAAUCUUCUGAUUGUUCUAGCAUGAAAUUUGUGUGCUUGUAAGAAUUGGCUAAUUUAUCUAGGAUUUAUUUGCCAAUCAUUCUUUGUGUGCACUUUCUCUUAAUUAUUUUCUUGGAAACCAGGUAUAAUGUUCUUGUAUUUCUUUUCGGAAACUUCCAUAAUUGUAUCCCCAACAAAACACUUCUAUGUAACACAGGAAGAGACGCCCACGCUGUCAAACAUAAAUUUAGAUAUACCUGUUGGUAGCCUGGUGGCAGUUGUAGGCAGCACUGGAGAAGGAAAGACAUCAUUGAUAUCAGCAAUGCUUGGAGAACUUUUGCCAUUGCCAGAUACCAAUACAAGCGUGGUUAUCCGAGGCACUGUUGCCUAUGUCCCACAAGUGUCUUGGAUUUUUAAUGCCACGGUAUGUUAGACUGUUUCUGCUUUUUCCAUUUCUCUCUCGUACAUUGUACAAGUUUCUCUGACAAACUAUGCUAAUUUAACUUUUAUGUUGCUAACACAUCUUGAAUUUUAUAUAAUGUCUAUCAUAUAGGUGCGUGACAACAUAUUGUUUGGAUCUGAUUUUUAUCAGUCACGCUAUGGGAAGGCCAUAGAAGUGACAGGACUGGAGCAUGAUCUUGAGUUAUUGCCAGUAAGUUUAGAUGUUUUUAGUUACGAAAGUCUGUACGGGUUUGAAACUCUUUACUAUUCUGAAUACUAAAUGUGCCCACGUUUAAGUAUAUAAUAGUAUUUAAGGGCCUGUCUCAUUGGUUCAGGGCGGCGAUCUUACAGAGAUUGGAGAGAGAGGAGUAAAUAUCAGUGGUGGACAGAAGCAAAGAGUUUCCAUGGCUCGAGCUGUGUAUUCCGAUUCAGAUGUAUAUAUAUUUGAUGAUCCUCUAAGUGCAUUAGAUACCCACGUGGGUCGAUUGGUAAGGCCACAAACUUCAUGCAUCCUCCUCCUUAUUAGAUUCGACCUUUACCUAUGAUUCUUUGUUAAUUUAUUAUUUUGAUAAAGAUGUGGCAUCGGAAUCUAUAUGGGGUGCGUCAUUUAAACUUUAGAUGGCAAGAAAAAAUGUAUUUAUAUUUGAUCUUAUUCUUCAAUUUCACUAAAUCUGCAUUACUACAUUAUUUCAUCUUCCCCUUUGUCCUAUUGUCUGUUCACUAUUCCCAUAUAUGCAAUGCGGAAGACAUCUCUAGGCCUGUUUCUGCGCCUAUCAUUUCCAUUUUUCAGCUGUGAUGUUGAUCGAUGCCUGCAGAAGAGAAGUGAACCAGGAAAAAAAGUUAGUUGUUAUUUUUGAACCAGACUUGUCGUUCUUCCAUUGUUACAUUACUGGGAAGCCAAUUCAGGGCGUAAAAAUCUGCUGGAAGAUCUUAUAUAGUGGAGAAGAACACAAUACCCAUGAAAAUUAAUUGUCGUUUUAUCGAUGGAAGAGAAGUCAAAAGGCAUAUCAUCAUAGAACGGCUGUAUUUUCUCCCUUCCAUGAUGGGCAUCUCAUUCUCAUCUGACCGGGUGCAUGCAAAGCCUUCAACAAAUUUCCUACGUCUGUCUUUGUGAUUUUUUUCACCUUCCUGUUAAAGUAAUUUCCAUAUCGUUAGCAUCCUGUGUGAUCAGAUAAAAUGAAAAUACUACCUGCACGAAAAAUUACUACUGCAUGAAAUUCUUUGAGCUACUUAAGACUGGUGUGUCUGAUUAUUGAUGUGGAAACUUAUUUUCUGUAUCUUGCAAUCUCCCAUAGUCUGAGGUACUGUCUCUUCUUCCAGGUUUUUGACAAAUGUAUCAAGGAUGAAUUGAGACAGAAAACCCGAGUGCUUGUCACCAACCAGCUGCAUUUUCUCCCAUAUGUAGAUCGAAUCAUCUUAGUCCAUGAUGGUGCAGUAAAAGAAGAAGGGACCUUUGAAGAAUUAAGUUCUAAUGGAGUACUAUUCAAAAAAUUAAUGGAAAAUGCUGGGAAAAUGGAGGAACAACUAGAAGAAAAAGUGGAUGGUGACGACAACGAGGAAGAUACAGGGAAACCUUCAAUAAAUGGGGAAAGUGUGAAAAAGGAGGAUGCUCCGGUGGCCAAGAGUGAUUCAAAGAAGACAAAAGAGGGAAAAUCUGUGCUCAUCAAACAGGAGGAGCGUGAAACCGGCGUCGUCAGUGCAAAGGUUCUCUCGAGGUAAGUUUUCAUUCACCCCUUGGUAAUUUGCCUCAUUUUAGCUACCACUCUUGCCGAUUUCCCAGAUUUUAAGUGUUACUUUUUGUAAAUAGUCAUGUAUUGUUUACAUGAGAUGGAGGUUUGUGUGCAUGGUUUGUAAGUAUCGUCACUUCAAUAUGCCCGUGUGCCCAUAAAUGUCUAUAGCAUGCUCUAAGGAGUAACUUGGGAAACACUUCCGGUUUUCUCCUCUAUUGCUCAUUUUAGUAUCAUUGGCUUUCGUUUGAGAUUUAUUUUUUUCUUUCAUCAUUAAAAACUUAUUUGUGAAGGGGUUCCAUGUGGCUCCACAUUAACUCAUUUAUCCCGUGAUCCAUUCAUUUAUAUAAAUAAGAUUGCAUCCAUGACACGCAGUCAUGUUAGUUUCGGGGUUCCAUGAUCCAGUACUGACUCGAAUAAACAAUUGAAUUUUAUGGUCAUCUUGAGUCUUGUAAACCAAAUUUUUAUAUUGUUCUUGCAAAAUCUGUGCAUUUCUCUGAUAAAAAAAGGCCAUUUAUUUGCAUUUUUUUAAAAUAUAUGGAGAAUGGUACGAGGGCUGGGUUUACAUAAACUGGUAAUGAAAUUCAUUGUAUACUCUGAUCAUCGGAUGAUCUAUCUCGUGUUCCAAACGGGCAUCUUACUUGUUGUGCAUGUCUAUGCAUCAUUUUAUUUUAUUUUUCCUUCAACUGCACUCCAGGUACAAAAGCGCAUUAGGAGGUCUGUGGGUGGUGGUGAUACUCUUCAGCUGCUAUUUCUUGACUGAAGUUCUUCGGAUCUCAAGUAGUACAUGGUUGAGCAUCUGGACAGAUCAGGGCGCUCCGAAAACACACGGCCCGGGCUUCUACAAUCUGGUCUACGCUCUGAUCUGUCUGGGUCAGGUAGGCUUCAUUCAAUAGCUUUGAACUUUAUCAUCCCACUGUUUCAGAGAAUCCCCAAUUGUAUGUCUCAACCACUGUAAUUAUGCGUGCAGGUGAUAGUAACAUUGGGAAAUUCCUUCUGGCUAAUUACCUCGAGCCUCUAUGCGGCCAGGAAGUUGCACGAUGCUAUGCUUAACUCCGUGUUGAGGGCCCCGAUGCUGUUCUUCCACACUAAUCCACUCGGGCGGGUGAUCAAUCGGUUUGCCAAGGACCUCAGCGACAUCGAUCGCAAUGUGGCGGUCUUCGUAAAUAUGUUCCUCGGGCAAGUGUCGCAGCUCUUUUCCACGUUUGUUCUUAUAGGCAUCGUGAGCACGGUCUCUCUCUGGGCUAUCAUGCCCCUCAUUAUCCUGUUUUAUGCGGCCUACUUGUACUACCAGGUGAGUUGUCCCUUCUCCAUUCCAAGGGAUAAGGGUUGAUAGAGUAGUUUUUAUUGUUGUUGACAGAUGGAUUUUUGUUGUUUUUUUAUAAAAAAAGCCUUGAGCUCUUGAAUGGGUCUGUUGCAAUGUUCACAUAGACAGUAAAUAGGCAAGGCAUCAUUCCACUGGUUUGCAAAGAAUUUCCAUCCUUGGGGAGUAAUUUGUUACAAGGAGACAGGAUCUUGGUAUCUCACCAAGAAAUUCUUUACUGAUGUUGGCACAUCUUCAAGGCAGCUCGAUCUGAAUCGAGUUGGCACUGAUGUGGUCCAUGGAAAUUCAGAUAGGACUCCCUUCUGAGAUGUAGCUUGCUGGGAUUUCUCUUUCCUGUAAAAAGUCUGAGAAAAGUUUCUGAUUGACUUUUUUCUGUGAGCUUCUGCUGUCUCUAUUGCUGGGAUUCCACCAUUUUCUUCUGUUGUCCUCUCUCAAAAGCUACUCAUUUUUCGUACGACUGCCUGAUUUGAUUUUGUUCCUCUUUCUCUGUGGGCUUUGUGCUUAGACAAUCGCUGACCUACGACAUUAAUUUUCUCAGAGAAGUCGUAUUCUUGCGGUAGAAAAUGGUUCUCUCACUUUGGUUGGCCAUGAAUGAGCACAUUCUCACAAGCGCUUGCUUCAUUGAUUUCCUCCCCGCAGAGCACUUCACGCGAAGUCAAGCGCCUGGAUUCCAUCACGAGGUCCCCUGUGUACGCUCAGUUCGGAGAGGCAUUGAAUGGACUCUCCACGAUCCGGGCAUACAAGGCCUACGACAGGAUGGCCGCCAUUAAUGGCAAGUCCAUGGACAACAACGUCAGAUACACGCUGCUCAACAUGGGCGCCAACCGCUGGCUAGGCAUCCGGCUGGAGACGCUGGGGGGGCUCAUGAUCUGGGUCACAGCGUCAUUUGCAGUCAUGAAGAACCAGCGAUCAGAGGACCAGAAGGCGUUUGCAUCGACCAUGGGCCUGCUGCUGACCUACACCCUGAACAUCACGAACCUCCUGACAGCGGUCCUCCGGCUAGCGAGCCUUGCAGAGAACAGCCUCAACGCCGUCGAGCGGGUCGGCACGUACAUAGAGCUGCCAUCGGAGGCCCCCCUCGUAGUGGAGAGCAACAGGCCUCCGCCUGGCUGGCCAGCUGCGGGGGUGAUCAAAUUCCAGGACGUGGUGCUGCGAUACAGGCCCGAGCUCCCCCCCGUCCUCCAUGGAAUAUCCUUCGAAAUAGCCGCCAGCGAGAAGAUCGGGAUCGUUGGCAGGACCGGUGCCGGCAAGUCUAGCAUGCUGAAUGCGCUGUUCCGGAUCGUGGAGGCGGAAAGGGGGAGGAUCUUCAUCGACGAGUGCGACGUCUCGAGGUUGGGCCUCACUGACCUCCGCAAGGUCCUCGGGAUCAUCCCGCAGUCGCCGGUUCUCUUCUCUGGUGCGUUCGUCUCAUCUCAUCUCAUUCUCCUGGUCAAUUCCGGACUCCAUCGGCACCGAUGUGAUUGUGGUUCCUUCUCCUCGUGUUUUUUAGAAGUGGGUAACUCCUCCUGCCCGGGAUGAUUAGAGGUCCUUGCUUGCUUUUUUCUGCGUAUCCAGGAACGGUUCGAUUCAAUCUGGACCCCUUCAGCGAGCACAACGAUGCAAAUCUCUGGGAGGCGCUGGAGAGAGCCCAUCUGAAAGAUGCCGUCAGGAGGAACCCUCUUGGUCUCGAUGCCGAGGUGAAUGCCACCACACUCUUGUUUUGCUCUGAUGCAAUCAUCCGCAUGAAGCGUAAAAAUAACCUUGUGAUAUCUUCUCAGGCACUCUGACACUCGCUCACUUUUCUGGGUUCCUUCGUUUCAUACCACAGUUGCCUGUUGAUUUAUUUAUUUUUCUUUCACUCCAAAUAUAUAUAUAUAUAUAUAUGUUAUCUUGGCGAUUAUUCCGAGAUGUCUGUUCUUUCUGAUGGGAUUCCUGCUCUUCCCCUGUGCCUCCAGGUUUCUGAGGGAGGGGAGAAUUUCAGUGUUGGGCAGAGGCAGCUGCUGAGCCUUGCGCGGGCUCUGCUGAGGAGGUCGAAGAUCCUCGUGCUGGACGAGGCCACUGCCGCAGUUGAUGUCGGCACUGACGCCCUCAUCCAGAAGACCAUCAGAGAGGAGUUCAAGUCCUGCACAAUGCUUGUCAUCGCCCACCGCCUGAACACAAUCAUCGACUGCGACCGCAUCCUCGUCCUCAGUGCCGGCCGGGUGGGGUCUUCUCAUCAUUUUUAUUCUAGUCCGCAUCCUUCUUUCGCUCAGUAUCUUGAUUGUUUUAAAUGAACAAUUGGUCCCCGAUGAUCCUCACUCAUUUUCUUGCGCAAAAUCUUGCUCCAGGUGCUGGAGUUCGACUCGCCGGAGGAUCUCCUGUCCAACGAGGAGAGCGCCUUCUCGAAGAUGGUCCAGAGCACCGGACCCGCCAACGCCCAGUACCUGAGGGUACCACACUCCAUCAUAUAUGAUCUCAAAUCCCGUCACAAAAUGCCACAGCCAUCAGUGCCAAAUCAUGGAUAAUUGGCUCUCAGAUCGUGUACUAAAACGGACGAUCUAUUUUGUCUGGCAGAGCUUGGUCCUUGAAGACGAGGAGGCCAGGGCCAGCAAGGCGGCGGUGAGGCGGCGGGACAGCGAGAGGCGGCGUCAGCGGGCGUCUUCCCAGUGGGCGGCUGCCGCCCAAUUUGCAGUUGGCCUCAGCCUCUCCUCCUCGCAGAGCGAUCUCCAGCAGCUGGAGACGGCUGACGAGGACAGCAUCCUGAGGAGGACCAGAGAUGCCGUCGUGACCCUGCAGACCGUCCUGGAAGGGAAGCACAACCAGGUCAUCCAUGACACCCUGGACAGGCACCAGGUCCCACGGGACAGGUGGUGGUCAGCACUCUACAAGAUGAUCGAAGGUGAUCACCCAACGAAUGCCAUGUCAGCAAGCUGCCAUGUGGCGACCCAUCAUCAAAAGAUGAUGCGCAGUUGUGACGGCAGCAAUUAUGCCACAUCGUCAAAAGAUGAGCCUCCCCGCUGAUUUGGGGGGGUGCCCCUUGGCAUACUGCCGAUGUGGCAUUGAUGAUGCGGCAGCCCAUAAUUUCUGCACUCUCUCUCUCUCUCUCUCUCUCUUUCAUCAAUCAGCUCACUGAGAAGGAUUACUUUGCUGCUUGUGUGCAGGUCUCGCUGUGAUGAGUCGACUUUCUCGCAGCCGCUUCCAUCACCUUGACUUCGAGGACAGGUCCAUCGACUGGGGCGAGCCAGAGCCCUAG
This is a messenger RNA of Spirodela intermedia, 23327 nucleotides long. The record is from the annotation of a GenBank genome assembly. Lineage: Eukaryota; Viridiplantae; Streptophyta; Magnoliopsida; Alismatales; Araceae.